Messenger RNA from Astrephomene gubernaculifera, 779 nucleotides. NCBI's taxonomy places the organism in Eukaryota, Viridiplantae, Chlorophyta, Chlorophyceae, Chlamydomonadales, Astrephomenaceae. The record is from the annotation of a GenBank genome assembly.
GACACGGCCGCGCUGCUGGGUGGUGCGGGUGGUGCGGGUGCGGGAGGGCAGUCCAGCGCAGGAGGUGCAGCGGACACAGCAGCGGCUGGUGGCACUGCUGCUGGUGCUCCUGGACUUGGUGGUGAUGUGGGCUCGACCUCGCUGCUGCACUCGGUCCCCUGGGAGGACCUGGCGGUGGCAGCAGUGGAGUGCGGCCACCUAGAGCUGCUGGCGUGGCUCCUGGACUGGAGGCAGCAGCAGCACCGGCAGCGGCGGCGGGGCGGUGCUGGUGGCAGUCGCAGCAGUAGCGGCGGCGGCGGUGGUGCAAGCGACGCGAAGAAGAGGGCGGCCGAGGAGAAGAAGCGGGAGGACCAGCGGUAUUUUGGUCACGAGGCGUUCCUGGCUGCGGCCGAGGCGGGCAACCCGGCGGCGCUGGAGCUGCUGGCGGCGCAUGGGCUACCCAUGGGGAAAACCGGGCAGGCCUACGUGCUGGCGGGCCGGAACGCCGACUUCACGACCCUGCGCUGCCUGCGCCGCUUGGGCUGCCCCUGGGACGCAGGCGGCGACACCUUCGACACCGCGCUGUACGAGGGCUGGUCGGGCCGCCCGCUGGUUUGCAGCUUGGCGGUGCUGCGGUGGCUGCGGCGGGAGGGCUGCCCGGUGCACUGGAACAACGCGGCAUGGCAUGUGGGGCAGCGGGUGGACGAGGAGGCUGCGGCGGUGGAGCAGUGGAUGGCGGAGGAGGAGCCGCAGGGCUGGUUGAGCGAGGAGCUUCAGGAGGAGGAGGAGGAAGAGGAGGA